AUCUUACGUAUACAAGCCACGCACCUCAAAGUAUUGUGGCUUGCCUAGUACAAUAUGUAGUAUCUUUUUACUUUCCCUUCUAUCGCUACUUUUCAUAUUAAAAUCUAUUGGUCUAGAAUGCUAAGGUUAAGGACCUCUUUAAAGCUGCAGAUAACGGAACGGAUAUCACCCAAUUCAUAUGUCAAGGUUAUUCCUCGGACAACCACCACUACAUGUAGCAUACAAUUGAGAAUGGGAACAAUCGUGAAAACUAUUGUAAAGUCUAAAUAAACUCACAUUUCUCCAUCAUCAAUCAUACUUCGCUGCUAGCCUACGCCUCACUUUGACUUUGCACUCGGCUUUUUCAUAAUGGCUUUCACCAUAUCUCGGCUCACAGAAGACGAUAUUGCUGGUGCUGUGAGUGUUAUUCAGGAAGCAUUCAAAGAAGACCCUUACAAUCUUUGGAUAUACAAUGAUCGAUCUAAGGUAUUUAAUCUCUCUCAUUUCAUCCUGCUCAAUUUUGUUUGUUCUGAUGUUUAUUUGUUCCUUCAAGCACUGCAUUGUAGCAAGCAAUUGUUUCGCUUCGCAUUUAGUUACCUCGACUCGCUGAAUUCAUGGCGAAGGCGUGUUUCGUGAUACCUGAUACCAUCAUGUUUGUUCAUCAUUGACAUAGAUUUUGACAGUUGAACCUAGUGAGAAAUUCGGUAUCUCUUGGUAUCCGAUGUCAAUGGGGCAUUCGAAACGGCUUGUUCUAUGUUGCUAAAGACUCUGAAAGUCAACGAAUUUUAGGCGUUGCAAUGUGGUUACCGCCUAAAUCUCCUGGAACGCCCGAAACGUGGGCAGAAUGGCUUGAUGGUUGGAAGAUGUGGAUUCAACAAGUAGGCAUGAAUAUUUGGUACGGUCGAGGUGGCUUAAAUGUGAAGGUAAGAAAGCUCAGUCAAUAUCAUAUAUUCCGUCUUUUUUCCUUAGCCGCAGCCUCAAAGUCAUGAGAGUGCCAUUUGUCUUAAACUGCAUUGCCCGCAAUCUUUCCUCAAUUUCGUGGGUAAUUGCGGUAUGGACUUCAACCUAAUUACCAGGGUUGUGUUUGGGAAGAAACUCUAUUCGAGAUGAGAUUGUAGAAGGUCUUUUGCCAAGUCCUACAAGCAACAAGCCAGGCAUGCGGGCAAUGGCUAAGUCAGCCCUACCCCCAUUGCUUUCGAAAAUUUCUCCAAUCGUCUGGGACGCAUUCUAUCUUCAUCACCAUUUCUUGCUACGAAACCUUGAGAAGACCCUCGAAGGGAUACUAACGCAAUCUCGCCACAGCGUUAUUAUAUCUGGAAGGAUAGGCAAGCAGAAGCUCAAUCCGAGAUUUGGACAGAUUCUCGAGGAUACUUCUUUCUAAAUAUAAUGGUUGUUCAUCCUGACGCCCAGGGAAUUGGAAAGGCGUUAGCCAAGGAAGUAACGAAUGUUGCUGAUGCAGAAGGACAAAGAUGCUAUCUUGAAUCUAGUCGGGAUAUUCCCAACAUGAAGAUAUACGAAUCCUUUGGAUUCCACUUUGAAAAGAAGAUGGUUUGUGAUGAUGAAGGUGACACUUGCAAUAUCUACUGUAUGGUUAGAGAGCCACAGGCAGAAUUGAAAGGGUCUAAGAAGGAUGUAUGAGACUGUAGGUCUCUAUACUACUGCAGGUGCACAUGCCAAACGCUCAUUCUUCUCUGCUAAAAGGUGAAGAGUCAUCGCUGUUCUCGCCUCAUGCACACGCAUUAGACGGACCUUAAAAGCCAUAUUACUUGAACAAUUCGAAAUUUCGCAAGAUUUGAAGUGGUUGGAUAAUCAUUAAUUACACUCUUCGGUGGUUCGGCAAUCUGAUGAAUCUUCCCAAGAUCUCCGAAGAACGGAGAGAGUGUAUGAGUUUGUAGGUAGUACCGGCGGUUAUAUGUACUCCAUAAAGGAUGAUUUCACCUGAAUUUAUCCCUCUGGGGCUACUAUGAGCCACUUCAAUAUCUAGCUAUAAUGGACCAUGUUAAAAGAUAAGGCGCCGAGAGUCUGAUUCUGAUGGCAGACUCCACAUACGUGACAUUUUCAAGUAGGUGCAGCGUCACCGAAGUACCUCCUAAUAAAUAAAUAAGUAGACCCACGAUUGCACAAUUCCAACAUCUACGGAGUAAC
Messenger RNA from Sclerotinia trifoliorum, 2124 nucleotides. NCBI's taxonomy places the organism in Eukaryota, Fungi, Ascomycota, Leotiomycetes, Helotiales, Sclerotiniaceae. The record is from the annotation of a GenBank genome assembly.